Molecule: messenger RNA, 420 nt
Organism: Styela clava
Lineage: Eukaryota; Metazoa; Chordata; Ascidiacea; Stolidobranchia; Styelidae
Source: RefSeq, a predicted model, not a curated record
AUGUCGCUCAGCCAAAUUUUUGCCGAGUUUGCUGAUAUAUUUACUGGCACGGGCAAACUUGAAGGAAAAUUGAAACUGGAAGUUGAUAAUACUGUUACUCCAGUUCAAAUGCCAGUGCGAAAAGUACCAUUAUCACUUCAAAGCAAGGUUAAGAAUGAACUGGACAGAUUGGUGAAUGAGGGUAUUAUAGCCCCUGUAGAUUGUCAUACGCCAUGGAUUUCAAAUUUGAUUGUAGUAUCAAAGAAAUCAGGAAGUAUUCGUUUAUGCCUUGACCCAAAGCCUUUGAAUAAGGCUCUUAAACGAAACAAUCAUCCAAUGCCUACUAUUGACGAUGUAUUGCCGAGGCAAAAGUAUUCACCAUUGCCGAUGUUAAAAAUGGUUUUUGGCAUAUUGAACUCGACGUUAAAAGUAGUUAUCUGA